Ctenopharyngodon idella (grass carp) is the source of this 2881-nucleotide messenger RNA. It is a transcript of the gene metrn, whose product is annotated as meteorin, glial cell differentiation regulator. Gene Ontology annotation, molecular function: hormone activity. Bases 246 to 1157 code for a protein of 303 amino acids. Lineage: Eukaryota; Metazoa; Chordata; Actinopteri; Cypriniformes; Xenocyprididae. The record is from RefSeq and is a predicted model, not a curated record. The transcript is spliced from 4 exons. Gene Ontology annotation, biological process: positive regulation of axonogenesis; glial cell differentiation.
CGCUGGAACUCCAGUCAGUCAGUCAGCAGCUGCGCGCGGUGUCAGUCAGCACACUGCCCAAGAGAUACGGACUGAUCUGCAGAAAGAGAGGGAAAGUUUAGUUUAGACAGAUCAGUCUUUUAGCUCAGACAACAGUAUGGAAUCAGUAGUUUUUCGUUUUGUUUAAAUAUACGUUUGGAAAAGCAGCGAAGAGAAGGACUUUACGCACGCGCCUCUGGAUAACUGCAGCGUCUCUCUGCGUAGUGAUGGAGGUUUGGGGCUUGAGGAAUUUUGCGCUUUGGAUUUCAUUUCUGACGGGCUUCACGAUGGCUAAUUACUCCGAAGACCAGUGUAGCUGGAGGGGAAGUGGUCUCUCUCAGGCGGUGAAGAACGUGGAGCAGGUUUGGUUAAGGUGUGCGGAGGGCUCGGUAGAGUGGCUGUACCCCGCUGGAGCGCUGCGUCUCACCCUGUCGCCCCGACUGCCGUGGAGCGCCAUGGUUCCAGGCGAGUCCAGCAGGAGCCCGGUGUCGGCCUGCAUCAAGCCGGAUCAGCACUGGGGUGGAGCUCAGCUCUACCUGGAGCGAGAUGGGGUCCUGGAGCUUCUGGUGGGAGACGAGACAUCCGAGACGCCCGGCCCAGCCCAUGUGCGCUGCUUCAGUGCCAUGCCCGGAGAACGAACAGCCCUCUUCCUGCAAGCAACACCACAUCAAGACAUCAGCAGACGCAUCGCAGCGUUUCGCUACGAGCUGAGAGGGGAUUGGAUGGUGCAGCCGUCAGUCAACACGGAUCCAAUUGGCAGUGAAGGAGCCUGCAGGCCGUGCAAUAACACCGAGAUUCUGAUGGCUGUGUGCACUAGUGACUUUGUGGUCCGAGGAAACAUCCGUUCAGUGGAGACGGACUCAAAUUUGAAAGCGGCAGUGAUCAAAGUGAGUGCUACGCGAGUUUACCGGCAAAAGUUUGCGUUGUUCCCUGAUUCCGGGCGUCUGACGCGGUCAGGGGAGAUUCGUACACCUCUGCAGUGCGGCGUUCGGCCCGGCGCUGGGAGCUUCCUGUUUACCGGGCGUGUGCACUUUGGGGAGGCGUGGCUCGGCUGUGCUCCACGUUAUAAAGACUUCCUGAAGGCAUACGAGCAGGCCAAACAAUCCCUAAUGAUCCCCUGCACUCUGGUGAACGACUGAUGGAAGAAGCAUGAUCACGUCCGGGCGAAACUUGACGGACCCUUGAUUCUGAUUCGCAGGGUCGCAGGGGAAAUCUCCUGAAUAAAAGAGAGAAAAAAGUUUGGGAGAACAGAUGAAAAGACACUGAGACACAGAAACAACCAAGGAGGAAUUCUCAGUGAAGAUCACCGGAUCAAGAUGGAUGUCUGAAUAAGGACAUUUGGGGUUUUUGUGUGUCUAAUUCCACCGGUUUAACCCUGAAUAAGGGCUCUUAAACAGGGCCUCUUUUUUAAACUCAGGAAAUUGUGUCUUUGGACACUUUGAUAUGAACAUCAUAUCACUGAAAUAUCCAAAGUCCUCAUGAUGUUUGGGGCAAACUCUGUUCCCACCUUGUGGGUUGAGUUGGUAAAUAAGCUGUACGCAAUGCAUGUAGCGCAGUCGUCUUUCGCAGUAUUUGAUGCCACCGAAAAACCCUAUUGAUUUGUCAUCCUUUAUAUGAAUUAUGAAAAAGUUUUUAAAGAUUUUAAACACUCUGUUUUUGUAUUGAGAGUAUAUAUUUUUUCCACAUAGGAUUUUUAAAAUUAUAAAAAAAGCGUCUAUUUUCUAAAUUUGCACUGGUGAAAGGAAGGGAAAUGGCGAUACCUGGAUGCUGCAAGCACUGAGAACCAAAACGCAUCUAUAUGUAGCAUAGCAAAAGAUGUUUUAUAUAAAUAUAUUUCUAUAAUAUGAAAUCAGCUAUGGUUUAUAUGCUAACAGGCUGAGAAUAGCAUGCAGCUAACAUGAAGUAAUGAAAACAGAUACAAUAGCAAUAGUCUAUUAAUUAUUCUAUGUCUACAGAUAGCAUGUGCUGAUUACCUCAUGGUUAACGUCACCACUAGUUUGCUUUGAUGUUGCUAACGUUAUCAAGCUGAUAGCAUUUACCUUUCAGGUUGUGCUAGCUUGAGAUAUACUGAGAAGCACAAAAAUAAACAAAGGUGCAUUCACACCGACAACGAUUUGCAACCGAAUGUCAUUAAUUUUAGCAUUUUGAGGUGGCGACUUUUGCAGACUGUUUGCAUUUGGAUAAAGUUGAGCAGUUUAACUUUAUGCAAAUGAGCAGUGGCGCAAUGACCAAUGGGAGUGAAGGUCAUGUGAUACUGUAUUCUAAUUGGAACAACCUCUCACGAUUAAACUGUAGUCAGUGUGAACGCACAUUAACAGGGUAUGCUCACAAAUCUGGAUUUUAUUUGUAGUUCAAAUAUAUGUACUUAUGAUAUAAUCUAUAAAGAUAAUUUAACUUUAAAGCUAAAUGUCUGAAAUAACACUGCCUGUCUUGCUCUCAAACUCUCUGUAAAGCUUAAAUUGUGGACUUGUGUACCAAAACAUUGACUGCUGGUCUCAGGCUGGACUGCAAGCACUGUCCUGUGUCUCAUUCUGGUUAUCUGCUAUUGCUUUUGUCUUUAUUUUGUGCUUCAUAUCCAUUCACUGUCAGCGAUGUAUGUGCACUAAACAAAAGAAUGGAUAAACCAAACGUGGAGAGCGAACCGACAUGCGAAGCUGCCAUAUUUUAUGCUGCCUGUGUUUGUUGUUAGUGUGUCUUUAAAACCAAUGUGACUGCUGUGUGUAAAAUAAAUGUUUAUGUGUGUUUAUGUGGAUAUCAAUGUAUAUAAGAUGUUUUAGAGUUUUAAAACUGGAAAUAUUCUGUUAACAUUGUAGAGUUUGUAUGAAAGUUUGGUUAAAAUUAUAAAGAACAAAAUCAUAUUGAA